AUGGCGAAUGCUGGAGACAUAGUCACGGAGUCAGAAGAGAAUGCGUUCGAACAGCGAAUGAUGCAGAUAUUGAAUAACGGGGUUAUCUCACUUGGUAUAUCUAUCGGCUCUGCUUCCGGGCUUUUCGAAACAAUGGCGGAGUUGGAUGAGCCGAGAUCAUCGUCUGAAAUUGCUGAAGCAGCCUGUCUUAAGGAAAGAUACGUCAGAGAAUGGCUUGGUGCUAUGGUUACCAGUAACAUAGUGGAAGUCGACCCCGAUAGGAAUACAUAUUUCCUUCCACUUCAUAGAGCUAAGUCUUUAUCAAGAAAGAAAGGGGACGGUUCUGUAGCCACAUUUUCAGAUGGUGUUCCGUUACUAACUGGAGUUUUCCAAGACAUUUUGGAUUGUAUGAAGAAAGAUGGACCUAAAGGUGUGUCAUAUUCUAGAUAUCCAACAUACACAAAAUACUCUGAUGAAAUGGCGUCACUAAAACUCCAGAAAUUGCCGCAAGGUUAUUUAUUUACAUCGGAGGAAGUCCAAUCCAAACUAGUUCCAGGGGCUGUUGCUUGUGACGUUGGUUGUGGUAGCGGAAUACCAGUGUGUACAUUAGCACAGUUAUAUCCUGCAUGUAAAUUCUAUGGUGUUGACCUAUCCGAGAAGGCCAUUACUGCGGCUCAGAAUCGAGCACUUGAGAUGAAACUCACAAACGUCACUUUUAUCCAAUGCGAUGCAUCCAGUAUGGCGGAAGAUUGGAUUGAAAAAUUCGACAUAGUCGUCACCAUGGCUGUUGUACACGAUCUACCUCGACCUGACCUCGUUCAUCACGAGAUUAUGCGCAUAUUGAAGGAUGAUGGUAUAUACAUUAUGGAGGAUAUAGAUUGCCAUAGCAACCAUUCCGAUAAUAUUGGCAAUCCCCGUGCUGCUCUUUAUUACACUUGGAGUAUGUUUCGUUGCAUGGCAACAUCUCUGUAUUUUGACAAUAGUUUUGGUUUAGGAGCAAUGUGGGGGAAGGAACGUGCGAUAGAGUUCCUAGAAAAGAUGGGUUUAGAAUGUUUUUCGUCUUAUUCUUUAGAUAAUGUAAGCAGGAUAGUUUAUUUGUCGAAAAAGAAAAUGCUCGCUGAUUAA
Molecule: messenger RNA, 1104 nt
Organism: Saccoglossus kowalevskii
Lineage: Eukaryota; Metazoa; Hemichordata; Enteropneusta; Harrimaniidae
Source: RefSeq, a predicted model, not a curated record